CUUGACAGUGGGAUGGUUGGUACAAGAAUAGAAGGUGUAGCAGUGAAUACAACCGAAUUUAUUAACAGAUAUCGAUGGUUGCCCCAAAACGUCACUUUGGAACUCAUGAUUAGGAAACUCAAUGAAACAGACAAAUAUAACGAUGUGAAGAUAGGAGAAGAAAUGGUCGGGUCUGGAGUUGUUGGCAUAUUGAGCUACCUCUCUUGUGAUAACACAGACGUGAUCAGCGAGAUUUGUGGGAUGAAUUCUAUACCACACAUUGCAAUGCACAAUGGUGACUGUCGCAUCAAAGAAGGAAGUGAUUUCACUAUAAGUUUACGCCCUCACAGCAGUUAUAUUGAAGACGCCAUUGUUGACAUAACAUUCGCAGAGGAAUGGAACAACGUUGUUAUAUUCUACGAUAAAUCAUAUGGUCGCACUAUGAUUUCUCGUCUUUUCACAAA
This is a messenger RNA of Owenia fusiformis, 443 nucleotides long. The record is from the annotation of a GenBank genome assembly. NCBI's taxonomy places the organism in Eukaryota, Metazoa, Annelida, Polychaeta, Sabellida, Oweniidae.